AUGAAGACAAUAAUUUUCUUGGCCGUAAUUGUAUUUGCGGUUGCUGAUCCCGAGUUUUAUCAAGUUGAUACGUUGGAUAUGGAGAAGAUGCAAAAAGACCCUCAGGAAUUUAAAAGACUCGUUGACUGUUUAUUGGACAGGGGACCCUGCACUCCCGUUUAUAGCACCUAUCGAUCCAUUGUCAAAGAGUCUGUUGAAAGUAUAUGCACAAAAUGCAGCCCGGCCCAAAAGAAUGCUUUCUGGCUGUUCCUAAAGGCGCUUAAAGAUGCCGUUCCAGAAGAUUACGACAAUUUUAGACAAAAAUACGAUGCCGAUAAUAAAUAUUUCAACAUUCUAGAACCAGAAUUAAGUAAAUAUGCAGACUGGCAUUAA
Molecule: messenger RNA, 372 nt
Organism: Danaus chrysippus (African queen)
Lineage: Eukaryota; Metazoa; Arthropoda; Insecta; Lepidoptera; Nymphalidae
Source: the annotation of a GenBank genome assembly